Molecule: messenger RNA, 739 nt
Organism: Corvus hawaiiensis (hawaiian crow)
Lineage: Eukaryota; Metazoa; Chordata; Aves; Passeriformes; Corvidae
Gene: TPRKB
Product: TP53RK binding protein
Exons: 4
Coding region: 182-709 (175 amino acids)
Biological process (GO): telomere maintenance via recombination; tRNA threonylcarbamoyladenosine modification
Cellular component (GO): nucleus; EKC/KEOPS complex; cytosol
Source: RefSeq, a predicted model, not a curated record
GAGGGGCGGCACCCGGCCGGGCGGGAAGGGCCGCGGGGCAGCGGCUGUGGCGGGGCCCGGACAUUGGGGAUUCCUGUCGGAAGCGCUGAGCCCCCGGUCUGAGUGGCCGCGUGUCGGUAGCGCUGCGUUGUCCACGGGACGAGCGGCGCCUCCGUGCCACUGAUACCCUGGGGCGGCCGGGAUGGAGCGAACGCACCGGCUGGAGCUGUUCCCUGGCCGCAGUGUCACGCUGCUCCUCUUCCAGCACGUGAAAAAUGCCGCUGCUCUGCGGAAAAAAGCCAUGGAAGGAUCCAUUGACGGAGCACUGAUAAACCCCGCGAUGAUUGUAGAUCCUUUUCAGAUUCUUGUGGCAGCCAACAAAGCAGUGCAUCUACAGAAGAUAGGUAAAAUGAAGACCAGAACACUCUAUGCAGAAAUUAUUUUCAGCCUUUCACCAAGCAACAAUAUUUCAGAUGCAUUUAAAAAGUUUGGCAUUUCAGACAGCGACACAGCAGUACUCAUUGUGCUGGUUGUGGAUGGAGACAAGACUGUAAAUCUGGCGGAUAUAGCAUCUCAGGUGGAAGGCGAGCAGGUUUCCCUAGAUGAGCUCCCCCAACUAACAGACACUGCCAAAGUUAAAAAGGUGUACAAAGUUACUCCACAGGAAGAAAAAAUCGGCACCUUAUUGGAUAGUGUUGUUUGCAGAAUGUCAACAAAAGAUGUUUUGUGAAAAUGUGGAAAUAAAUUUCAGAGGAAGUGA